GACACAGCUCCGUUACCAUUUGUGCGUAUUUUCUCUGUGCGUCUGAACUUCAGCCUUCGUGCUGUGUGUGAUAGCGGCGAUCGGAUCCUCUUGUGAUCCGUCGAAGCAAUAAUCUUUGGAACAUCAAACCCUAAGCAUAGCAUUCUCCGUUAAUUAGUUGUUCGGAUUUCAUUUCCCUUUUAUCCCCCAAUUUUGAUCGUGUUUUUGGGUUUUGGUUUUAUAUAAACUACAUCGUUGAUCAACUUAUCGACCUAGAAUCCUAAUUUGAAUCUGAAUAAAUCAAUCGUAUUCGAAACAGAUUGAAUUUGAAGUUUGUGUUCCAAUAAAAACCCUAUGGCUGCCACGAACGUUCAAUCUGGUGACGGCGGGCUUAACAGCCCUACUUCGCAGCGGGGGGUUUCCUCGUCUCCGUGGAGUCAGAUUGUUCGCCGUGGCGGCGGAGGCGGCGAGUCAGAAGUGAUUUCUCCGGUUGUGGUGGCGACGGUUGGUUCUGCUCCGGUAUCACCGUCGCGUUCAUCGGUUCAGGAGCAUGUUGGUCACUCUUCUCCUGAUUGGUCUCCGUCUAAGGUGGUUCAGGAGGCGGUCAGCUCUCCGGAUGAUUCGGGUACUGAGGGUCAGCCUGAUGGUUCUGAUAACAGCGGCGGUAAUAACGCGUCUAAGAAGCCUGUGUGGAAUACACCAUCAAAAUCAAAUGGAGUUGUUGAGGUCGUCAGUCCAGUCAUGGGUACGGCUUGGCCUGCGCUAGGUGAAUCCACUAAAGCUUCCCUUAAAUCCUCUUCAUCGGAGUCCUUAAAAGCCCUUUCAGAUGGCCCCUGGCCACCUGCAUUACAGGCAACUGGAAAUUCAUCUUCACCACAUAAACAGUCAAGUGCUAACAAUGCAAAUUCCACUUCACUUCCAAACCAUGUGGCACCAACAAGGCAAAGGUCCAUGAAGCGAGGCGGUGGCAACUCUACUGCAAAUGGGGUGGUUUCUCAGCCACCACCAACAAGCCAAGAUUCAGUGGAAACACAAACACCCAAUAACACAUCUGGGAAACCAGGUCUUGUUGCAGACCAACAACAACCUUCUCCAAGAGAGCACACAGUCACACAUAAAGAUUCACAAAAAGGAGGCUUUGGAUCACAACCUCACAGUGGCAACGAUCACAAUCACCACCGGGGUUCAUUCAGAAGAGGCAAUGGUGGACAACAUAAUCACAACUAUGGAGGGAAACGAGACCAUGAUCGUGGUAAUAAUCACCAGGAAUGGAAUCAACAUAGUAGAAGCUUUAAUAACAGAGAUUCACAUGUGCAAUCUCCAAGAGGGUUUUCCAGAGGUGGUGGUUACAUGCGACCUUCUGUACAUACCUCUGCUCCAUUUAUCUCUCCACAAAUGCCUGUUCAAGUGCAGCCUUUUGGCAACAACAUGAUGUACCCUGAUCCGACAUCUCCUGUAAUUUAUGUUCCAUAUGCACCACCACCAGAGUCCCUUAGAGGCAUGCCUUUUGUUACUCCAUUAGCACCUUCAAUGUACUUUGCUGUUCCGGAUCCCCAAUUGCAUGCUAAGAUUGUGACCCAAAUCGAUUAUUAUUUCAGUAAUGAGAACUUGGUGAGAGAUACAUACUUGCGAAGAAACAUGGAUGAACAGGGCUGGGUUCCUGCUAGCUUAAUAGCAGGCUUCAAAAAAGUUUCUUAUUUGACAGAUAACAUUCAACUAAUAUUAGAUGCUAUGCGAAGUUCGACAGUUGUGGAAGUGCAGGGUGAGAAGAUACGGAGGCGAAAUGAUUGGAUGAAGUGGAUGAUGCCUGUAGGAGGUCCAUCAAGUCCUCAAGCUGCUGUUGGAAGAUCUUCAAAUGAUAAUGAAGAGUUGGUGUCACAGCUUCAGGGUGUUCAUCUUGCAACUUCUCAGGAAAAGUUCACCACUCAUGGAGGUUCAAUGGCUUGAAACUUAUACCAAACCUUUUAACUAAAAAUUCAAACAUUUUGAGAAGUUCGGUUCUUGAUGAUCAUAUGAUAUGAUGACGUUUUGAGAGAGGCAAAUGGACUGAUUUUAAAAAAGAACAAAAAAAGGAGGAAAAACUUUAAUAAAAAAGAUAGAAUUAUUAUUAUGAUGAGGAGACUUUAAACAGUGGUAGUAUGGGUUUGUUGGAUUUAAAGAUUUACUUUUGUUUGGACCAUUAUAAUUGUGGAUCUUGAUUUAUUAUGUUUUGUUGAUACUUGAUAGUUGAUACUACGGGGG
Lactuca virosa is the source of this 2220-nucleotide messenger RNA. The record is from the annotation of a GenBank genome assembly. NCBI's taxonomy places the organism in Eukaryota, Viridiplantae, Streptophyta, Magnoliopsida, Asterales, Asteraceae.